AUGUAUUAUAAUUAUGAAAAAAAAUUAAUAGUACCAUUGAAUUCUAAUAGUAAGCAUUCAUCUAUUUUUCCAUUACUUAUUAAUAAUCCAUUACGACCAGAACCAUCACAAUUAAUGCAUUUUGUUUUUGCAAAUAAAAAUUUACAAUUAAAUAAUAACAAACAAUUAUUUAAAAUUGAUUAUAAAAUUCAUCGUGGUUUUACAUGUGAAGAAGAAAUAUUUAUUCGAAAUGCAAUGGAAAUUGUUAGUAAUCGAUUAAUUAAACCAGAAAUCUUAGAAAAUAUGUAUAAAAUUUGUGGAGUAUCAGGUUGUUUAUUUGGAACUGGUGUGUGGUCUCGUUCGAAAUUAGCAAAUGAUAAAACGAAUCAUGGUAUACAUGAUUUAUUACGUUUUCAAUUGAUGUGUUUACAAUUUAAAGGUGAGAAAAAUCAAUUUCCAACUAUUCAUAUUUAUCCAAUGUAUGAAAAAACAGAUACACAAGCUGAAGGAAAUAUUGGAUGUCUUGCAUGUAUUUAUCACGCAUCUACAUGUUCAAUUGAUGGAAAAUUUAAAGUAAAAUUAAAUCGAUAUAAUCUUAAUAUAUCGAA
Messenger RNA from Adineta steineri, 587 nucleotides. The record is from the annotation of a GenBank genome assembly. Lineage: Eukaryota; Metazoa; Rotifera; Eurotatoria; Adinetida; Adinetidae.